This is a messenger RNA of Ceratitis capitata (Mediterranean fruit fly), 4306 nucleotides long. RefSeq lists its product as uncharacterized. Bases 155 to 3982 code for a protein of 1275 amino acids. Lineage: Eukaryota; Metazoa; Arthropoda; Insecta; Diptera; Tephritidae. The record is from RefSeq and is a predicted model, not a curated record. Gene Ontology annotation, molecular function: DNA-binding transcription factor activity, RNA polymerase II-specific; sequence-specific DNA binding. The transcript has 9 exons. Gene Ontology annotation, biological process: regulation of transcription by RNA polymerase II. Gene Ontology annotation, cellular component: nucleus.
ACGUCAGCAAAGCAACGCCGCCUGCGCCAUUUUUCUCUAUGUGAAAAUUUUAAUCAGACGGAAAAAUAAUUCUUGCGUGCUAAAAUAUAUUAAAUUUUUUUUAAAGACUUGGAUCAUACAAUUUUAGAACGCGUUUAACUUUCCCAGAAGAAAAAUGCGCGUUACCAAAAGUGAUAUAAGUCUAGAGUUGGAAUGCUGGGUAGAGGAAUUAUCACCAGCGCAGUUAGCUGCUUACGAAAAAGUUACUAACGAACAUAAUGCUAUUAAAAAUGCAUUGAAAUCAGCUUUAACCACCAACGAGGGUCGGGAGCUCUUCAAUGGACAGGUAUUUCAAGCAUACUCCUUUAAGGGUAAAGUUUUACAAGAGUUGAAGGAGGCUACUUUACCGCCAAAGAAGCCUGCGAAACCCGACCCGCCGGCGGCAACAGGAGGUGGAACACGAGGUGGUGGUCGCAAACGACCACUAAAUUUCGUGUAUUUAGAAUCUUCGGAUGAAGAAGAAGACGAUGUACCACUCGCAAAGCGAAUUGCAGUAGCUACUGGCAAAAAAGGUGCUAUACCUGCUGUGAGUAAUACGCCUACAGGAAAUGCUGCAAAGGGCCUUAAAGGUCAAAAAGGUGCACCAUCUGCUGGCACACCGUCCGGCAAAGGUGCAAAGCCAGGUGUCGCAGGGAAAGCCGUUACGGGCAAGGGUGAUAAGGGAGGCAAUAAUGCCACCACACCACCAACUAAUUUCAAACCAUCGGAAAUUAGUUCAGUCGGUGGUUUGGUUAUUGGAACUGACGGCAAAGAUGGCAAGGACGGUAAGGAUCAAAGUAAAGAAACCAAGUUACAAGGGAAAACGUUCCCCUCACUGGUGGUGCUGGCUAAGCCAUGGCUCAAAGUUAAGGAUAUGUCUAGUACACGCAGUAAAUUGGACUCAAAGGUGAAAUUAGUGUUGAUGUUGACGCCAAAUAAAUUUACGGAAUGGCUAAUACAAGAAGGCUUGUUAAAAGCCGAACAAAAAUGUGCAAAUCAUCGUAAUAAUGAGCUGAAAUUGGGUGUUUAUUCGGAUGCCACCAAAUUCCCCUACACUGGCGGCUAUGUUUGGAUUAGUGAAUGUUGCCCAAUGCGUUUUGUUUCGGUAUUCCACGGCUCCAUAUUUGAAGGCGCUCCACAUCCACCCUCCUGCAUACUUAAGCUCAUUUAUCAUUGGUCAUGUCAGACGAACAUACAAAAUGUUGUGCAGUGGGUUAAAGUAGAUAAUGUAUACAUUAAAGGUGUAUAUACUUGGUUGCGCGCUAUUUGCACAUUAGCUGUGCAUCAAAAGUGUAAAAAACUAGGUGGGGCGGAACGUUUUGUAGAGGUUGGUGUCAUCUCUUUGGGCACAACUUCACAGGAUGGCGCUCAACGUCAAGUGAAGGUCGAAGUUUUAGGUGUACUUGAUUAUACUGAAAAGACUAUACGUUUACGUGCUGUUGAGCCGGUAUCAGACGCAGAUCGCAAUUAUAAGAAGCGUUUCCAAACUAUACUGGAACCACUGCAACGUUGGGUACAUAAGGACAGUGUUAUUUGCAUUGAUUUAACUGUUGACAAAAUGACACUCUACUCAAUGGGCUUUAAAAAUUUAGUACAAGCUGCAGCCACUGACACCACUGCUAAACAUACCAACUCUGCUGUAAUGGACUAUCUGCGUCGCAUUGUGCCGCGCAUGUUCCAGAAUACGUUGUCGUUGUUGUCACGUCAAAUGAUACAACAAUUCCUCGAUGAACUGGUAUGGCGCGAACAGUUCGGCACAUAUGCUUUGCAGGCCUUUAACAACAUAACCACACAUAUCGCCGAACAAACUCGUAUGAAUACAAGUGAAACACUUACACAACGCUUAUAUCAGGUCGCGACAAAUCCUUUUAAGGACUGGAGUGUUUUGCCAGCGAAUUAUCGUGAAACACCUGUGAACACAACACCAAAGCGAUUGAAAAAACCAAUCAACGAAGCUGACUAUGCACAGCCGGAAAAAGUGAAUUUGAAAUCGAUUAAAAAGGAGAAACCCGACACGUCACGCCAUGACACGGCAAGCACAUCAACACCCACUACAUCUGGCCGUCGAGGACGUCAUGCAGCAGUCACGACCGUUGAAGAUGAUUACAAGCCUGAAAGUAAAAAGUCUGCUGCUAAGGCUAGUAACAGCACUUCAGCCAAAGCGCAAAUUACUACAAAAAGCUCAAGCUCCAAACAUGCCGCCAGCAGCAAAUCGGAACCUAGCUCCAGCAAGAAAAUCAUCAUAGAGACAAAAAUUAAGAAGGAAAAAGAUGAGGAAGAUUUACGUGGUCUUGAGGAAUUAUACUAUGGCGUACGCGAUGGUUUGGAUGUGAAUUUCGAAAGUUUCCCUUACAAAAAUGACGUUGGCGAGAUCGUUGAGGCUAUCAAUGUUGAUUGUCCCAUAUGCGAUAUUAACGAAUCAUUCGAUUCUAAUGAGAAAUUACAAACCCAUUUGGUAUCACAUAUUAUUGCCGAUAAGGAUCAUCAAUUUCAAUGUCUCUUCUGUUUGGAUAAACAUCCAAGUGAAACUGUGUUGACCAAACACAAUCAAAUUAUGCAUCCGCUGGAAACGAAAUCGGCCUCAUCGGCUUCAUAUCACUGUUUGAUUUGUCAGCAACGUUUCAAUUCGUUGCAUCACUUAACUGUACAUUUGCAGAAGGUACAUAAUAUGCUGGAGCUGCCUUACGCUUGCCAAGCUUGUAGUUACCGCUCAUCAUCGCAUCGCGAUGCUGUACGUCAUUUCUAUGAUGAUCAUAAAAAUCAGAAUUUCUUGCAGUGUCCAUUCUGCUUGGAUAUUUUCCGUUUCUCCUACAAGGGACGCAUCAGCAUUUCUAAUAUUGAAAAUUAUUAUAUGCAUUUGCGUACACAUAUAAGCAAGAAGGAUCCGCAGUUGCGUUGUCAGAAAUGCGCACUAUGCUUCACUGAGAAGGGUGCAUUAAAGCAACACUCUGCCAAUCAUCAUACAAGCCUUCUGAAGAGUAACCGAAAGGUCCAACCUUUAUUGGCAAACUCCAUGUUAAUUGCACCACCGAAGAUACGGAGUCAUCACCGUGAACCACUACCCUACACGAUAACUUCGAAAAUUGGUGAAUUUUUCGCCUUGAUUGAUGGCUCCAUUUGUGCUGAAUGCAACUCUGAAAUACUUAACGAGGAUCAUUAUAUUGGCUUUAUGAAGUGCAAUAAAUGUAAUUACAAAUCAUGCUGCGAACGCGCCGUCUUUGAACAUGCCGCUGAGUGUAGCGGUGGCACCGGCGCCCGUGAUGUUAUGGAAUUGCCACUACCAAAUGAAAUGCAUUGCAUCUGUGGUUUCUCCACAUCGGUUGGAAAUAAGAUGGCACACCACUUGGCCACAUGUGGUCAAAAGUCCGCAUAUGUCUCCGUUGAGGCCGCACAAGAGAAUACUGUUAAACGCAAUAUGUUGGAUAUGUUAGGUUUGGUACGACGUGAUGGUGAAACGGGUGCAGAAGGUGAAGAGCAUGUUGGCGAACAAUCCGCUGCUGCAGAUAGUGUAGCAUCAGCAGAACAGUCAGCAGAAUUGCAACCAACAACAUUGGAAAGUGACAAUGCAGCUGCACCCAUACAAUUUGGUGAAAUGGAGGCUACACCAGUACUCGAUGGUAGCAGCGUACAGCAGCAGCAGCCAACAACAGUAACACUUGAGAACGCCGCCAUUGAUCCCCAAUUGGGGUAUGGCACACACAUGGUGGAUAAUGGUGAUGUGCAAACAGCACAAUAUCACAUUGGUUUUGGUCAACCAGAGCAACAACAUGCACUCAAUACGUCCGAUAUUGAUAUGCCAUUAAUUGGUGAAUUGGCCGAUCCUAAUCCGCCGGCAACACCACAAUUUAUAGGUGAAGUGCAUACGCCAAUGUUUGAUGCGGCAGCUGCUGCGGAACAACAGCACUAUCAUCAAAUGAUGCAACAGCAACAACAACAGCAUCAUCAUCAUAACCAACAACAAUGAAAACGAAUGAAACAGCGGCAACGAGACUAUACGUUACCGUGGCAGAGCUAUUAAAUAGCGCGAGUUUGCCGAAAGUAAAGAGGAAAGUGACGAUAUAUAUGUGAGGUUGUAGUUUCACGAGUGAGCGUACGAUAGGGGUAUUCACAAGGUGUGCGUUUUAUUGGCGUUAUUUAUUUCAAAUUAGCGCCUAAAUUUCAUUUUAAAAUAAUAAUAGAAAAAAUGACUGCUUAUUUGUGAGCUAAAUGUGGUACAACUUUCUUUUAACGGAAAUUGUUAAAUGUCAAAUGAGAAAAACUUAUUUUUGUAAAAAAAAUUAUUUUUUUU